Molecule: messenger RNA, 1387 nt
Organism: Pocillopora verrucosa
Lineage: Eukaryota; Metazoa; Cnidaria; Anthozoa; Scleractinia; Pocilloporidae
Product: neuropeptide Y receptor type 1-like
Biological process (GO): G protein-coupled receptor signaling pathway
Cellular component (GO): plasma membrane
Molecular function (GO): G protein-coupled receptor activity
Source: RefSeq, a predicted model, not a curated record
UGUGAUACAAAGCUUCGUGAGCGGAACUUCGAUAAGCAGGCGGAAAGAGCUUCGCAAGGACAUUCGUUGCUCAAUAAUCUAGAGUAUUAAGGACCAAGAUGUUUUCAAAUUGUACCUUGGAACAAUUUGACUGUGGAAACGCUUCGGCAAACAUAUCGGAGAAUGCUGAGAUCUCAGACGACCGAGAAUGUUUUGGGAGAGAAAACAACCGGACUGAAGUAUUCUUCAAAGCACUGGCUUACUCUCUCAUCCUUCUUGUUUCUCUUUCUGGAAACAUUUUGAUCCUGAUAAUCACUUACAAAAACAAACAAUUGCGAAAAUCGGUCGACUACUUCGUGUUCAACAUGGCAGUAUCCGACUUGUGUAUUCCUCUGACCAUCAUUCUCAUCAGAAUCGUUAACAUCUCUUCGGGAUCAGAUUCUUGGAAAGUUGACAGUCCUAGGCUACUGGGAAACAUUCUUUGCAAACUGUGUCACUUUCUUCCUGAUGUUUCCCUUAUUGUAUCAAUCGAAAGCCUACUCUUGAUAUCACUGGAUAGAUUAAUGUCUGCACUGUCUCCACUAAACACCACAUUCGAGUCAGCGAAAGCACGUGUUAUUGGAAUUCUGUGUACGUGGAUCACCGCCUCUGCAGUUCACUCUCCCUAUUUUUAUACCUUCAGACUGACUUCAGAGGAAGACGGAGAAACUCUUUGCGUGUUUGACUGGGAACCAGCCUUCGAUCGUCAAAAAACACACAAGAUAUAUAGCACAACAAUUCACAUCGCUUUUGUCAUCACACCAAUUUGUCUCCUAAUCAUUGUGUAUGGGACCAUUGUCUGGAUCUUGAAGAAGAGAAACAACCGAAACAGGACACAACUUUCCUAUCAACUACGCCGUCUAGAGCAACAACGAAGAAAAGUCAUCCAAAUGACGGUGGCCUUGGUAGUUUGCUUCGUUUCAUGCAUGGUCCCGACUGUUGUUUAUAUGUUCACUCGAAUAUUCCUCUGGGAUUGGGAUGAUCAACCCAUUUGUGUGUUUGAAACGGUGCUUAAUUUCAUAGCUGGAUUCAUGGUGUUAUCUUGGAGCGCUUUGAAUCCAUGCAUCUGCUUGAUAUUUACGAGGAUAUAUCGUAAAAGCCUUAAAAGACUUUUACCAAUCUUCAAUUGACCUAUCGGCGACUAGGAGAAGUAGAUAAGAAGAGAUUUUAAAAUGUAAGAACAAAGAAAAAAUAACAAGAAAAGCUAAGCGAAAAAAAAAAAUUAAACGCGUCAGGGAAUUUACCCGCCAUAAUGUGCCAUACGUUUCCUUUUGCCGUGAUAAAGGGGAAGUCAUGUUUAUUCUUGUGGUCUGGUUAGCCUGUCAUUCAUAUGGAAUCAAUCGGUAAAACACAAAGAGUUUGUCUCUCA